GAGUCGUGACAUUAAGGAUCUUGCAGCCCUUCUAUUCUUUCCUUCGUGUUUCACUUUUAAUCCUAAUUACCGAUUUCAGGUUAGGUUAGCUUUAAGUUAAAGACCCAUCAACCCCCCACCCAAUAACCUAUUCUACUUUAUGCAAUUAUCGAGAACAUGUGGAGAUUAUUUGAUUCAUUAAUAUAUGUAUGACCUGCCAAAGAUCAGAUCUAGCCACAUAAUAGUUUUUAAUAUUGCUAGAGAGAGCAACUAGUUUGGCUAGUCAGUGCUUGAGUUAUAGUUGGGAAGGGAGAUUAGGGAGAAGAAGGUUCAUCUUUUCUACAUUUUUCUGCUUUUUUGGAGGAGUUUUUUUCUUAUUUGAUCCAUAACAUACCUGAAAAUAGUUAGCUCUCUGAAGUUGUAAAAUGUGUUCAACAUUUUCAGUUUCUACGAACCCUUGCAGUUAUGGAGCAAAUAAUGCCAGAUUCUUGCAUUCAAAAUCCUUUGUUACAAGAACAAGAGCUCAAGGGAUUAGAGCCCACAAAUGCUCGAGCAGUGGUGCCAUUCCUCGGCCAUUGAUCAAAGAAUUCAUUCCUCGUACUGGUCUUCGUGUGCAUGAAAUUGUCGAGAGGCAGUCGCAGGCUAACAACUUAACCAAGCAAGAUGCCUGUAGAAGGGUAGAGAUGAAUCUGACAUUACUUGAAGAAGCGUAUAAAAGAAGCAGAAACAUCUGUGCAGAAUAUGCUCGGACGUAUUAUCUAGCUUCUUUGCUGAUGACAGAGGAGCGACAGAAAGCCAUAUGGGCAAUUUAUGCUUGGGGCACUAGGAUAGAUGAAAUGGUGGAUGGCCCAAAUGCUGUCUACAUGGGCACUUCUCUUCUUGAUAGGUGGGAGGAAAGACUGCAAGACAUCUUCGACGGCCGCCCCUAUGACAUACUUGAUGCUGCACUUACUGAUACAGUUUCCAAUUUCUGUCUAGAUAUCAAGCCUUUCAAGGAGAUGAUCGAGGGUAUGAGAAUGGAUACCUGGAAAAGUCGGUAUAAGAACUUUCAAGAGCUCUACCUUUACUGCUACUAUGUUGCUGGAACAGCUGGAAUCAUGACUGUUCCAGUAAUGGGGAUUGCACCUGAAUCUUCUGUUUCUACUAAAAGCAUUUAUAAUGCAGCAAUUCAUUUUGGUAUUGCAAAUCAACUCACAAACAUUCUCAGAGAUGUGGGGGAGGAUGCAUGGAUAGGGAGAAUUUAUCUUCCACAAGAUGAGCUUGAACAAUUUGGUCUAUCCGACCAGGAUGUUUUCGCAAGAAAGGUCACUGACAAUUGGAGAGAGUUCAUGAAGGAGCAGAUUGCAAGGGCAAGAUUCUAUUACAACCUUGUAGAGCAAGGGAUCUCGCGUCUUGACAAGGCUAGCCAUUGGCCGCUAUGGUCAUCCUUGCUCUUAUACCAAAACAUCUUGGAUGCAAUUGAAGAAAAUGAUUACGAUAACCUCACAAAGCGAGCUUAUGUUGGAAAGACUAAGAAACUUAUCAUAUUGUCUCAUGCAUACAAAAAAGCUCAAUCAGUUCCAAGCUCAAUAUUUCACUAAGAUUGCGUUUGGUUGGUGUUUCAAAACCGAAGAGACAAGAUACAAAAGAGAUAGGAACGAAACCAUAAAAUAAAUUUGCCACAAGAAAAUACUCUCUCUGUCUUAACUGUUUCCAUCUCUUUUGUCUAAUCAAAGCUAUCUAAAAGAAGGUUCUUGUAGCAGUUAGCAUAGAGAAGUGAAGCGUGCUUAAAUUAUACCAAGUGAAGUUUGUGUCUGAUGCAUCACCUCUUCGAGAUGUGAAUGCUUGUUACAUGGAUUGGCAUUUGAGACUCAUUAUAAACAAGGAUUUGCAUGGAAAAGUAAA
Messenger RNA from Populus trichocarpa (black cottonwood), 1863 nucleotides. RefSeq names its product phytoene synthase 2, chloroplastic. The transcript is spliced from 6 exons. Bases 405 to 1559 code for a protein of 384 amino acids. Gene Ontology annotation, molecular function: geranylgeranyl diphosphate synthase activity. The record is from RefSeq and is a predicted model, not a curated record. Lineage: Eukaryota; Viridiplantae; Streptophyta; Magnoliopsida; Malpighiales; Salicaceae. Gene Ontology annotation, biological process: carotenoid biosynthetic process.